ACUCGUCCGGUCGUCCCGUACCAAAGCCAUCAGAGUGCACGUACACCCCACGUAUUGACCAACUGAACUUGCUUAAAAGUUGCAGUUACACUUACUGGCCGCCUAUCUUCCUCUUCUGGGAAAGAAAAACCAAUGGCAACGCCAAAACCCUCUCUGAAACUUUUCUUACUGUUUACCGCCAUCAACUUACUCAUCCGCCGCGUCUUCGCCGCAUACUCAAUCGGCGUGAAUUACGGAACCAUAGCUGACAACCUUCCCACACCCUCUAAAGUCGCCAACUUUCUCAAAACACAAACGACCAUCGACCGCAUCAAGAUCUUCGACACCAAUCCCGACAUCAUCCGUGCUUUCGCCGAUACAGGAAUCUCCGUCACGGUCACAGUCGGCAACGUAGACAUUUCCGCCCUCUCCAAGCUUCCCGCAGCUCAGUCUUGGAUCUCCAAUAAUAUCUUAGCGUUUUACCCACUCACCACGAUUAGAUACAUUGCAGUUGGUAACGAAAUUCUCGCUACUUCUGACAAGUCACUCAUUGCUCAUACCUUGCCCGCUAUGAAGGCUUUAACUUCUGCUCUUGAACUCGCUAAUGUAACUGACAUCAAGGUCUCUACUCCACAUUCGUUAGGGAUUUUAUCCACUUCGGAUCCACCGAGUUCGGGGCGGUUCCGUAGCGGGUACGACAGGGUCCUGUUUGCUCCGAUUCUCGAGUUCCAUCGCCAGACAAAGUCGCCUUUCAUGAUUAAUCCCUACCCGUACUUCGGCUUCUCCGCGGCGACUCUUAAUUACGCUUUGUUUAAGUCAAACGACGGCCUUUUUGAUGCUGGGACAGGGAAGAAUUAUACCAACAUGUUUGAUGCGCAGCUCGACGCGGUUUACUCCGCCAUGGAUAAGUUAGGUUACGGUGACGUGGACAUUGUGGUGGCGGAGACUGGUUGGCCCUCAGCCGGUGACCCGAACCAACCUGAUGUGAACUUGGAGAAUGCGGUUUCGUAUAACGGGAAUCUCGCAAAGCACGUGAAUUCCGGUCUAGGAACUCCGUUGAUGCCUAACAGGACCUUCGAGACUUACAUUUUUGCUUUGUUUAACGAAAAUCUUAAGCCGUCUGUCGCAGAGCAAAGUUUCGGGUUGUUCAAACCCGAUCUCUCUCCGGUCUACGACGUGGACAUACUACGGAAUCAUCAGCAGGCUUUGGGUCCCGCAGCUGGGCCUACGGAGGGACCGUCAUCAGAUUUGGGCAAGAUAUGGUGCGAACCGAAGUCGGACGCCAGUGAUGAAGCCUUACAGAAGAACAUAGAUUACGUGUGCAGCAUUGGAGUGGACAGCCAGCCCAUUCAAGAUGGUGGGCCUUGUUUUAAUCCCAACACUGUGCGGUCACAUGCAUCGUACGCUAUGAACGCUUACUACCAAUCCUUUGGUCGCUCUGACUUGGGCUGUGAUUUUAAUCACACUGGAGUCAUCACCACCACUGAUCCAAGUUAUCAAUCUUGUGAUUAUCCUGAUGAAGGGCUUAAGUUGCAAAACUCAGUGGCGGGAAUGUCAACAGAAUCUUGCACUGUCCAAAUGAUAUUUAUUUUGUCGUUUUGUUUAGCAUCACUCUUAACUGGUUAACUUACUUAUUAUAAUGGGCCAGAAAGAGAAAGCGAGAUAUGUUAAUGGACUGCUGUUUUUCCAGGCCCGAUUCACUAACAAUAUUCCAUGGGUUGGGCUCAACAUAUUAAGUAAGCCCAUUUGGAUGGUCCAACAUGUAUAACACAUUUUAUUAUUUUAGCUUUGGAAGAAAGGCAGGGCUCCAACAGUUUCUUGA
Messenger RNA from Tripterygium wilfordii, 1801 nucleotides. Its product is annotated as glucan endo-1,3-beta-glucosidase. Gene Ontology annotation, biological process: carbohydrate metabolic process. Bases 133 to 1605 code for a protein of 490 amino acids. Lineage: Eukaryota; Viridiplantae; Streptophyta; Magnoliopsida; Celastrales; Celastraceae. Gene Ontology annotation, molecular function: hydrolase activity, hydrolyzing O-glycosyl compounds. Gene Ontology annotation, cellular component: plasma membrane. The transcript is spliced from 3 exons. The record is from RefSeq and is a predicted model, not a curated record.